UGAGCGACGAAGCAAGAAGUACUUCGGGUCGGUCGGACGUGAAAUCCACGUCCUUAAAUCCGCCUCAAUCCCCACUCUCAGAUCCGUCUUCCUCCUCCUCUGUCCCCAUUUCUGCUUCGACCCUCUUGAGUUGAAUCCUUCCGUCUUCGAGUAGGAGUGCUUUUCUUGGUUGAACGAAUCAGACCCAGAAGAAAGAUAGCAUCAUUCGCAUUGGGUAGCUCGAAAGAUUCAACUUUGGUUGGUGGGUGUCCCUGUUUUGGAUCGACGGAGGCAGAGAGAGGGAGAGGGAGAGGGAGGGAGGGGGACACACAGAGUUUUUUCUGGGUUUCUUGGUUUUCUUGGGAUUUAUAUGGUCGUGAAGGGCUGUGAUGGCAGUGGUGGAGCAGAAACCGAGUUCUGAUCAGGGCAAAGUCUGGGGCUUCUUCAAGCUGCCGUUCCGGAACGCGGGGCCCGUCCCGAAUAGCUCGUCGUCGUCCUCGGUGUCGCACCUGGGUGGUCACCACCACCCGGGGGGUCCGCAGGUCGAGGGAUCCGAGGGGCAUCAUGGGUCGAGCUCGGUGUCGUCCGUCGCGAAAUCGCUCCUCCCGGCUCGGCGGAGGUUGAAGCUCGAUCCGUCCACGAAGCUCUACUUCCCAUAUGAACCUGGCAAGCAAGUUAGGAGUGCUAUCAAGAUUAAAAACAUCAGCAAAUCUCAUGUGGCUUUCAAGUUUCAAACAACUGCACCUAAAAGCUGUUUCAUGCGUCCUCCUGGGGCGAUCCUUGCUCCUGGUGAAAGUAUCAUAGCAACAGUGUUCAAGUUUGUGGAGCAUCCAGAGAACAAUGAAAAGCCGAUCAAUCAGAAGAGCAGUGUCAAGUUCAAGAUCAUGUGUCUGAAGGUGAAAGGAAUGAUGGAUUAUGUACCUGAACUGUUUGAUGAGCAGAAGGAUCAAGUGGUAGUAGAGAGGAUCCUGCGGGUUAUUUUUCUAGACCCCGAGCGUCCUUGUCCAGCUCUAGAAAAGCUGAAGCGCCAGUUGGCCGAAGCUGAUGCUGCCGUGGAGGCACGGAAGAAACCUCCAGAAGAUGCGGGGCCAAAGAUCAUCGGAGAAGGGCUUGUCAUUGAUGAAUGGAAGGAGAGAAGGGAAAGAUAUCUUGCUCGACAGCAGGUGGAAGGGGUGGACUCGGUGUAAGGUUUGUUUACCGAGUGAUUUAGUCAGGGUUGAUUAAAAAUUUACCGUACUUUGUUGGGUUCAUUUUUGGCCCGCACCCCUUCUUUUCAAGUGUAAUGUGAAAGAUGUCUCCGAGGAAUUGUGCAGGAAACGACAACUUCAUUUGUAAAAAAAGCGAGGUUAAUUUUCUGUGAUUUGAGGUGCAAGAUACUCUGUGCUUGUAGAUAACGUGGGUUUCCUCCUUAUCAUACGUGAAAUUGUCCGGUUUAGUUGCCUUCGAGUCUGUUGACGCACUCAUUGUUCUUUGUGACCAAUUGUCCCGGUCUGUCGCUGCUGAACUAAGUAUUCAAAAGGCGGAUAAUUUUUCUUUGACA
Molecule: messenger RNA, 1519 nt
Organism: Syzygium oleosum
Lineage: Eukaryota; Viridiplantae; Streptophyta; Magnoliopsida; Myrtales; Myrtaceae
Product: vesicle-associated protein 4-2-like
Exons: 7
Coding region: 369-1166 (265 amino acids)
Biological process (GO): endoplasmic reticulum membrane organization
Cellular component (GO): plasma membrane; endoplasmic reticulum membrane
Source: RefSeq, a predicted model, not a curated record